GCUGGUCUGCUGCGGGCCCUCCUCCUUGGCGCGAUUCUGAUGCGACUGGCUACUGGAAGUGUUGCGCUUGCGGCUGUGGCAAGAACCUGGCCCGCUACUGGUUCUGCAAGCAGUGCCACGGCAAGCGCAAGGAGGUGGAGGCAGCGGCGCCCCCGCCGCCCAGCGGCGCCUGGGCUGACCCCUGGGCGGACUGGGACAAGUGGGCAGCAAGUGGGGCCACGUCGGCUGUCCUGCCCGUGGGCCUCCAGGGAGGCACCAGCCCCCCGCCUGUGGCCGGCGACGAAGACAAGCUGUCCGAGGAGGAGCUGCAGCAGCUCAUCUCCCUCAACAAGAAGAUGGGCAACCCGUCGGCUGCCACGGCCCUCCAGAAUCGACUUGACAAGCGCCGAGUCGGCGAUGCGCCAGUGCCGCUGCAGGCUCAGGCGAACCAGGGCGAUCGUCAUAUCAAGCAGUUGGAGAAGAAACUUCAGCAUGAUCUGGAUCAGUACACUAAGUGGCACAACUGGCUCCACGACAAGAAGGAGUCCAUCGGUGCUACUCGUCGCGAGCUGGCCGCAGAGGUUGGCAAGUACCAGACUUUGGUGGAGCAGCUGCGUAUUCAGGUCUGUCCGCCUCCAGCGGCCCAGCCGAAGGCACGCGUGUCCCUGCAGGACCUGCUGGCGGGCGAGAGUGACUUCCUGGACAUGUCCAACGUGGAGGAGGUGUUCGGGAUCGACAGCUCGGUGCACGAGGUGCAGGAGGCCGACACUCAGGAGCUGGAGAAGCGCACGACCCAGCUCAAGGAGGCCAUCCAGGCUUCGGCACGCCAGUUGUUUGGAGAGGCGAAGCAGAAGUUCGACGAGCUCAAGCAGGCCCAUGCAGCUCAUGUCGGCAG
Prorocentrum cordatum is the source of this 874-nucleotide messenger RNA. NCBI's taxonomy places the organism in Eukaryota, Dinophyceae, Prorocentrales, Prorocentraceae. The record is from the annotation of a GenBank genome assembly.